Molecule: messenger RNA, 1803 nt
Organism: Adineta steineri
Lineage: Eukaryota; Metazoa; Rotifera; Eurotatoria; Adinetida; Adinetidae
Source: the annotation of a GenBank genome assembly
AUGGAAACUACAGGUAGCACGAUUCAUCAUGGUCUAUCCGCUUCAUCAUCUUCACUUCGUUGUACAUUUCUUGGUUCAUUAUCAUCCCCUCGUGGUCGUGAUCUUCUCUCUCAAUUAUGUUUACAAAUCGCUCAAAAAUCAAAAUUACAACAUCAUUUUGUUGAACGAAAAGAUCUGGAUAAAAUGAGACGAAAAUUGUUUGCUAAAUCAAUAAAAAAUUCAAGAAAUUUACAACAACCAUUAGAACAAACAAUGCCCCUUGAAAUGAAAGUUUUCUUUGUACGUGAUCAACUUCAACGAAUAUCAGCUGAACAGAGAGUUGAUGAUGAUCUAUCCUAUGACUUAAUUACUAUAUCAGGUCCACAACUUAUUGAUUUCUUACUUGGUACAUGCUCAGGUUUAUUUCGUACAACUGCUCGAUCACAUGUUGGUCCUGAGAUUCUCGGUAAUGUACUUAAACGUCGUCGUCCUGGUCAUAAUCCAUUAAUAUCAACGAAAAUAUCAUCUAUACAAUAUUAUCCAAAAGUUAAUUAUUAUAAAGCUUGGCGUAUAAUGCAUCGUCGUCGACUAGGUAAAACUCAUCAACGUACUAAAUAUCAACAACCACGUGCUGGUAUUAUGUUAACAAAACAUCAAAGUCCCAUUGUUUGCUUACGUAUGUAUCGUGGUUUACUUUAUUCAUGUUCAUUAAAUGGUCAAGUACGAUUUUAUCAAACUCAAACACUUACAGAACAUCCUCGACAUCAACCAAUAUUUACACCAAAUGGUGGUACACAAACAUUACAAGUAGCACAUUGUAAACGAUUUGGUGGUACAAUAUUAUGUGUAGCUGGUUUUGAUCAAACAGUCAGAUUAUAUCGUGAUCAUCCAUCACAUGAAUCCAAAGGCGAAAUAAUGCUUGCUGCUCCUGUUCAUUGUACAGCUGUUAAAUUUCAUAUUUUAAUGGUUGGAUUAGGUUCAGGUGAAGUUGCAUUUAUUUCAUUAAAAAAGAUGUGUGUUAUACAUACAAUUAAAUGUUCACCCUAUGUUGUAUCAGCAGUCGCAGCUACACGUGAUCCAGAUGGUCGUCACUUAUUAAUUGCAUCAUCUUUCGAUGGAUCUAUAGUUGUUAUUUCUUUACUUAAUGAACAACGACGAUUAACAUUAACAGGCCAUACAAAAUCUCCACGUCAAUUAAUUAUUGAUUCAGUUCAUCAUUUUCUAUAUAGUUGCUCAGCAGAUAAAAAAAUCAUUGUACAUAAUUUUCUAAACGGUACAAUUAUAUAUGAAUAUAAAGAAUUUGAAAAAGCUGUAACAAAUAUUGCAAUGAAUCAACAACAAAAUUUAUUAAUUGCUUCAUCACUUGAUGGUCUUAUCAAAAUAUUUAAUAUUCAAACACAUGAAUUAAUUCAACAAUUAACAACAUCAACAAGUCAAUCAAUUAUUUCAAUGAUUUAUAAAAAUAAUCUUGUUUAUUGCGGAAUGGAAAGUGGAACAAUUGAAAUUUUACAAUGUGACAUUAAUCAAGUAUAUAGAUGUGAAUAUGCAUCAUGUCGACAACCAUUUUCUCGUCGUGAAGAUGUUUUUAUUCAUGCACGACUUUUUCAUGUACAACAUUCUUCAACAAUUCAACGAUGUCUAUGGAAACAUUGUAUGAAAUGGGUACCAUUGAAAAAGUUUGGUGAUCAUUUACGAGUUCAUACAGAAAAUCUUGUACUAGAAACAAAACAAGAAGUAACAGCAACAUCACCAAUACCAAAUACAUAUGGAUUUUCAUCGGAUUCAUCUAUAACAACUUAUAGUACAAAAACACUUCUUAUAUAA